AUGAAGGUUCUAGAAAUCAACUUGAUUUCUGCACAAGGUCUAAAACCGCCAUCUGCUAAUUUACGCCGGAUGCAAACAUACGCCGUUGUUUGGAUUGACCCUUCCACCAAGCUCCGAACCCGAACAGACCGAGUCGGGUCCGAAAACCCUACUUGGAAUGACAAAUUCCUCUUUAAAGUCACGCCGGAAUACCUCUCCAGUGAAACCUCCGGUUUGUCAAUCGAAAUAUACGCCGUCGGUUGCAUCCGAGACGCUCUAAUCGGAACCGUCCGUUUUCUUGUCAGUAAUCUCCCGCUUUCUUCACUAACUGCCGCGAUUACCACGCCUUCUUGUAUCGCUCUCCAAAUUCGUCGUCCUUCUGGAAGAUUCCGCGGUGUGAUUAAUAUUGGGGCGAAUGUGAUCGACGGCUCUGAUUUCUCGGCAUUGAAUGUAGCAUCGGCGAUUGGAUUUCGUGAUCUUAUGGGAGAAAGUAUUCGGCGUCAGCGGAAGGAGCGUCGGCGUGAUACGAAGAAUUCAGUCGGCGAGGACGUGAAUUACUGUUGUGGUGAAUCGGGAGAUUUAUCGGACGGUAAUGAUUCAACCACAUCUUCAUCGUCAACAGCAUCAACGGUGCUGAAGGAUUGGAAUACGGUUAAGGAUUUUGCAGGGGCGAAUCUUGUUAGGUCUUCAUCGGACGGUGGAGGUCUGUUGUGUGGGUUGUUGAUGCAGAGGAGGCUUCUUCCUUGUAUGUCUGGUCAGAACCUCCAGGCCCAUGGUGGAUCCCAGAAGGAGAAUUAA
This is a messenger RNA of Dovyalis caffra, 777 nucleotides long. NCBI's taxonomy places the organism in Eukaryota, Viridiplantae, Streptophyta, Magnoliopsida, Malpighiales, Salicaceae. The record is from the annotation of a GenBank genome assembly.